CUAUCGAUAGUAUCGUCGAUAGUUUGACAGCUCGGGUUCAUGGCUCUAACCUUUUCUAAUAAAAUACCGAAGAUGGCAUCAAACAAGUAUGAGUUCAAGUUUAUAACUGCUUUUUAAACAAAAAUAUUGCAGAGGCGAAUGGUGAAGUGUAUGGUUUCACAACAGUCGACAAAAAGCUGUCGAAUUUUAUUAUAGUUGGGGCUGAGUAAACGUGGAGUGCUGGCAAAGGCAAUAAUGACAUUUAUACGAGAUCCUUGCGGCAUUGUAUGCCUGGUCAUCACCUACGGCGCAGUUAUGUACGCUGACUAUGUUGUCCUCCGCUGGAUUAUUCUGCUGACCAUGGAGGCGAGCAUUUGGGCACCAGUACAUGUCAUUAUGUUUAAUACGAUAAUUUUUCUCUUGUGCAUGGCCCACCUGAAAGCUGUACUUUCAGACCCUGGACGUGUACCAUUACCUGCGAAUCGCAUAGAUUUUUCAGACCUUCAUACUACAGGAAAAAAUGAAAACGGAGUUGUCGGCGAGUG
This is a messenger RNA of Rhagoletis pomonella (apple maggot), 524 nucleotides long. Its product is annotated as palmitoyltransferase ZDHHC3-like. Gene Ontology annotation, cellular component: Golgi apparatus; endoplasmic reticulum. Gene Ontology annotation, molecular function: protein-cysteine S-palmitoyltransferase activity. The record is from RefSeq and is a predicted model, not a curated record. Gene Ontology annotation, biological process: protein targeting to membrane; peptidyl-L-cysteine S-palmitoylation. Lineage: Eukaryota; Metazoa; Arthropoda; Insecta; Diptera; Tephritidae.